Molecule: messenger RNA, 4634 nt
Organism: Rhineura floridana
Lineage: Eukaryota; Metazoa; Chordata; Lepidosauria; Squamata; Rhineuridae
Gene: KLF13
Product: KLF transcription factor 13
Exons: 2
Coding region: 526-1362 (278 amino acids)
Biological process (GO): regulation of transcription by RNA polymerase II
Molecular function (GO): DNA-binding transcription factor activity, RNA polymerase II-specific; RNA polymerase II cis-regulatory region sequence-specific DNA binding
Source: RefSeq, a predicted model, not a curated record
GCUGCUCUGCACUCCUCACGGGCUCUCUCCGGUGGCUGCAGCAGAAGCGGCUGCUUCAGCAGCAGCUGAAGUCUCUGUUUGCUGCUAACCUGAUCAGCCCAGGAUGCAGCUUCUCUGUGACAUCACGGCCAGAUGUUUGGCAAAGCCACACCCCCAUGAGGGUCCAAAGCAAUCCAACGAGCAAUAACGGACCCGCUCAGUCCUGCUGUCAGAAUGCGUCGGGAAGACUGGAAGAACUGCAAGCUUGUUAUUGUGGACAACCGUCGUUAAUUCUAUUUCAGUCAACAAGCUGCGCCGAACUGGGUUUGUUUUGCUUUAUGUUUUCACUGGAUGCCUGUCCUCUUCAGAAAGAGAGAAACUGGGUGUGAUCCAUACAGGCAAAGUACUUUUCAGGGAGCCGUGAAUCCAGCAGUCAUCAUUUCUGUGAAAAGGAAGUCUUCAGGUGUGUGUAUAUAUAUAUAUAUUUUAAGGUCUAAACAAGGGGGAAUAUUGCUGUUGAUUUGUACACCUAAGGAGGUGUGAAACAUGGCAACAGCAGCCUACUUUGCCGCCGAGUGCCUUGUCUCGAUGUCCAGUCGUGCUAUCAUACAUGGCUCCACAAGGGAAGCAGCCCCUCAGCCUGUUGGCAUAGCUUCGCCUCUCCUCAUCUCAAAUCGAGAUGAGAAACCCGAAGUGAAAGAGGCAGGCAGAGACAAUGGAGGUACGUCCUCUGUCUACGCCGUGGCUAGCAUUUUAGCUGACCUAAACCAGUAUGCUCCAAAGCCUUCCUUGCUUCAGGUGGAGGAACUCCACGGCAUCAACAGGGGAGACGCAAAAAAGCCUUCUCUUCCUUGUGAAGAGUUUGGGGAAGAAAGUCUCUCACCGGCCGGCAAACGUGAAGGAGGCAAAGCAGCCACACCUACUAGCUUGGUGGCAAUGAGUCAGCCAAGCCUCAAACAAAGAAGCAGGCGAGGGAGAUGCCGGCCUGACCCUGAAUUACCUCAGAAAAGGCAUAAAUGCUACUAUGUGGGCUGUGAAAAGGUUUACGGCAAGUCAUCCCACCUGAAAGCUCACCUAAGGACCCACACAGGUGAGAGGCCGUUCGAAUGCCGUUGGGAAGAAUGCAACAAGAAGUUUGCCCGUUCUGAUGAGCUGGCACGGCAUUUCCGCACUCACACUGGGGAGAAAAAGUUUGGCUGCCCUCUCUGUGAGAAGCGCUUCAUGCGCAGUGACCACCUGACGAAGCAUGCCCGCCGGCACAACAAUUUCCACCCCAGCAUGCUGAAGAGGAGAGGUGGGAGCAGCUCCCGGACAGGAUCUGUGAGUGACUACAGCCGUUCAGAUGCAUCAAGUCCCACCACCAGUCCCGCAAGCUCCCCAUAGAUAUGCCUGCACAGGAUGCCAGCACUUUGCUCUUAUCAUAUAUAUAUAAUUUCUUGGGAGUUUUAUUUGCAUUGAACACUUGGAUUGGUGUUAUUUUUUUUAAAAAAAUGCAUCAUUUUUAAGAAAACAAAAGUGCAUGUAGUCUUCUCUCAUUGCAGCCUCCCCAGCAGGAUAUCUCUGGCACAGCGGAACUAACCACCGGCAUUUCUUCUCCAUUUUCCUGCCAGCAGUUUCUUCCUGGUCAAGAUUUUCAGUUAUUUUAUCUGCCACCCUCUAUUCUUCAAAGCCUUAUGAAGAGUCUCCUGUUAAUAGUUUUCAAAUAUAUCUAUAUAUUUUUUAAAAAAUACUUCUGCUCAGGUGUCAAAGCAAAUUUUAUGGAAAAAGAAUGCAAAAGCGGAAUGCCCAGUUGAACCAGUUUGCGUUCCACCCCUCCCCUCCCCUCCUGCCUCCUCACAUCUUUCUCAGGGAUAUGUAUUUAUGUAACACAGUAAGUACAAUGAAGACGCACCCUCCUGCAGCCUCAGUUGGUAAACAGAUUUGCACUCAAAAGAGUGGUGUUGAGUUCUUUCAUACACCAAGGAGGAAAACAAUUCUGGACUUCGCGCUCAAGUGGUUUGGUUUCACAUUUGGUAUAAAUACACUUGGGGAAACAGGACCAUAUAUGGCACGCCCCUUGACUGUUUCAGUCAGUCACUCUCUCCCUCUCCCUGCCAAUGUCAUUUCAUACUGAGAUGAUUUUACCACACCAGCUUCCUGCUGCAGAAACCUUCUCUACCAAAUUUGAUAAAAGUUCCCCCACAGCCACCAUUUUGGGGGAUUGGGUGGAAAGUUUUUUUUUAACACCCUCCCCUCAACAAACUAGAUGCCUUAAUUAAAUUUUCUAAAUAUCAGGAAAUGUAUUUAUACUUGGGAGCCAUGUAUUUAAGUAUAAAAUGGCAGGAUUGCGCUUUUUAGGCAUCACAGCUUCCAGUUUUCUUGGGUUCUCCUGUGGAAGACCCAGUGAAAUAUGUGAGGCUUCUGCAGAUGGACUUCCCAGGAGCUUGUGCCCCACAUUGUCCUGGAGCCUCUGCACUGCUCAUCUGCUAUGUGAGUAAGAAAAACAGGCACCUGGAUUGUAUCAACUUGAACAAUUUUAUUGAAAAAACACCCUGGGGAAACUGUUUGUUGAAAUUCAUCAGAACUUUAUCAAGGUACCGGUCUGUUAUGAAUACUCUUUGUUCCAGUAAAACACACUUCUUAAAGCACAAUGCUUCCAUCCAACACUGUAGCUAUCUGGUCAGUAAAUAAUAAGAUGAAACCUAGUAACAGUAAUCAGAAAGUGCUCUCUUACUAAGAAAGGAGGGGAAAGCAAAAUGUGUAUCUAGAAAGUGUUACAAACUUGGUGUUUUAGCUCAAGAGAACUUCAUCUUUCUCCUACAUAGGUAGCAUCCCAUAGGAGUAGAGUCUGACUGGACAUAUAUAUGAAAACCCCUUUCCCCAACCAGCAAGUCAAGGGUCCCCAGAUGGGUUCUUCAGUUCUCUUGGCUACUACAGUGGAUCUCUCAACCUGUCACAGGACUCACCCGUGACUUUAAGUGUACAUCCACAAGAUAAUCUGCUUCAUUCGCAGUUGGAGAGGCUAACUCUAGCCACAUUCUAUUGCGCCUACCUUUAAAAAAAGAUUUGCGAUCUUUUCAAAAAUAGGCACCUCAGCCCAGAAGAGAGAUUUGUCUGCUUAAAUAGCCUUCCACAUGCAUUACUGGUGCAGAGAUGCAUCUUGAUGAAACUUUGGACUCAACUGAACUGGCUUGAUGUAUCUCUUGAUGUACAUCUGCCCCUGGGGCCACCAGUUGUUAUGCACUUACAGCUGGAUCAGGUCCAAGGUUCAGAAACACAAAGAUGUUUUAACUAGAAAUUGGUCUAUGCUUUACAAAGUGCAAAAAAAAAACACAAAAAAGCCAACAAGAAUAUUGGGAGAUUUUUUAAAGAGACCUCAUUAUUGUUGGCUUGGUUGGUUCUGAUGCUGUAUAUUAAAUAUUCGGGUGCUUUUCUUUGUGAUUGUUUUCCAUUAUUAUUAUUAUUAUUAACAAUAAUAAUAACAAUUUUUACUGUAAAAAUUAAAUGCAGUUGAUUGUAGCACAGUAACACCAUAACCCCAAACUGCUGUUUACAAUAAGUGUAUCUACAUUCCAGAUGUGUCUUAACCAGAUCUUCCUUUCUGCUUUGCAAUAAUUCCAUUUUGCCAGCUUUAAAUAUGUACUGUAUAUGAAUUGUCAGAGGAAAAUAAUGUCAUCAAUUAAAAAGUUGUUUCUAGGUACAUAGAAAGAUUGCUCUAUAUACCAGGCACCCUCUCCACUGUACUGCCACCUAGUAUAAAAACAGAGGUCAAAAUGUAGAUAUUUCAGUAUUUUAUGGGCACUUGUUUCAAAUUUCACAUUUACAGGAACAUUUCCGACUUCAUUCAGCUAUAAACUGGACUAGGCAAGGCUUCUCAGUGUGGAUUCAUAACCGUAGGCAGGAACAAUGGGCCAAUUUGGCUGUUAUUAUGGGCAGUCAAAGUCUUGUUUGUUUUGCGUAAUGAGUUGCAAGUCCUCUAUAGGUUUAUAGGAAGGUGUUGCAUUCUGGUUCUGGAGCUAGGGCAAUACUAUCUAUGGCAGCAUCCAAUGAGAUUGGCCAAGUAAAGUUACCCAGAGGCUGUAAACAUACUAGUCGCCAGAUCAAAGCUUUUCCAUUAGCCACACCCAGAGGGGUAGGGGUUGAUUUGCCUUUCAGUUGCAAAAUUUCUUUGAAGCUGAUUUUUUAUUUUUAAAAAAUGCACUCAAGCAGCUCCCACAGUACAGUAAAAAGGGGCAGGGUUUGAGUAGCGUCAUGUGCCCCAGGUUUCAGAAGAGAGAGGUAGAGAGAGAUGCACUUGAACCUGCAGAACAGUCAGUGUGUUCUACCCAGAGAUUGGAAAUACACAUUCUGGAUCAUUUCCGUAGCUAAGGCUGGAGGUAGAUAUUGAGAAAAUCCCCCACAAUUAAGAGGGAACAUUAAUUGCCUAUAAAAAGGCAUUCUCACUAGGAAUACAGCUAGUAAUAGGGACUGAUUUAUGAAUAGAUAGGAGCAAGUAUUUAUUUCCACAGUAGGCAGAAUAUAUGGGACAGUAAAACCUAAUCUAACUAUAUCACCUUCUGUUAAGAAAUCACUUGAGAACAUUAUUAUCUCUCAAAAAGAAGCUAGGGUUGCCAGACUCAGAGCCUGACACUGAUCCUGUAUUUUUAGGAGAAGUGAAAGUCAGCCAAGUGCAGGUG